This is a messenger RNA of Penicillium alfredii, 492 nucleotides long. RefSeq lists its product as uncharacterized. Lineage: Eukaryota; Fungi; Ascomycota; Eurotiomycetes; Eurotiales; Aspergillaceae. The transcript has a single exon. The record is from RefSeq and is a predicted model, not a curated record. The coding region runs from base 1 to 492 and encodes 163 amino acids.
AUGAAGCUCAGUGCUACCGCCCUUGCUCUUCUCCUUGCCCCGGCGAUUGCCGCGCCAACCCCUGAACUUCAAACACGCAACGAACUCUCUCCUUUGCAAAGACGGGACGGAAGAGCCUGCGACCCGACGUACGACUUCCAGCCGGAGGUCUCGGGGGCCUCUCCUAACCUCGAAGAUUGCCAAGGCUUGAUCGAUGAGAUCAAUCAGGACAAAACCACGAGGUUUAGUGCACCGCACCACACAAUUGCGACACACGGGUCAUGUGGUGUUGGGAUCGAGAAGUACGACGGUAAAACAGCGAAACUCGAUGGUGGGGACGUCAACCUUGAUACCUGGUACGCGCAUGUCAAUGGCCACGACGCUGUUGAUUUUGUCAACUUUGCGCUUGACAACUUCGUGGACAAUGACAAGGUCGGUGGACACGGCCUUGUGGGAUGCUCAGGUGAUAGCGGAAGUAGCUGGACACUCCAAUGGUAUAUCUUCCACACUUGA